CGUUUUAGCACGUUUUUUAGCAAGCUUUCCGAGCAGUCAAACAGCACGAUUAUUGGAAGGGCGAUGACGAUUAGACUAUAUCAUUAUUGGGUCGUCAGAUGUCUUUAUGGAGGAUAGGGUACUGUUAGUAUAAGGCUAUCGUAAAUAGUACAAUUGUAGGUUACGCCAUUCAACUCACAACUGUAUCCUACUGCUCUUGCAACACUCAUUCUCCUGGCGAACCUCACUAUCCAAGUGAGCAAUUGACUGUAGGCUAUUAUUGCGGCUGGGAUUGGUACCGUGACCUUUUUAACAAGAAGUUGCAGAAAGAGCGCGUGGGAGGUGGGAAAGUAUAAUACUUUAGCUCGUUGUCUUUGUGGAGCGAAUUUUCACCAUAUCGCAGCAACAUGGAGUCUCAGCCACCCUUCAUCCGAGAGGAGAUCAACGGCACGGUAUGGGAAAUCCCGGAGAAGUACACGCGAUUGAAGCAGAUCGGGACAGGGGCGUACGGUUCCGUAUGCUCAGUCAUAAAUGUAAAGACCAAUGAGAAAGUGGCCAUCAAGAAGCUUCACCGGCCCUUCCAGUCCGAGAUUUUUGCCAAGAGGGCCUAUCGGGAGCUUCGACUGCUCAAGCACAUGAAACAUGAAAAUGUGAUAGGGCUUCUGGAUGUGUUUACUCCUGCCGCUGGGCUCAAUGACUUCACAGAUUUCUACCUGGUGAUGCCUUACAUGUUCACAGACCUCUCCAAAGUCAAAGGGCUUCUCUCUGAAGACCGUGUGCAGUUCCUUGUCUAUCAGAUGCUAUGUGGACUAAGGUACAUUCACAAAGCUGGCAUCAUCCACAGGGACCUAAAGCCUGGUAACUUGGCUGUCAAUCAAGACUGUGAAUUAAAGAUCCUGGACUUUGGUCUGGCUCGCCAUGCUGAGGCAGAGAUGACGGGCUAUGUUGUGACCCGCUGGUACCGGGCGCCUGAGGUCAUUCUAAACUGGAUGCACUACACCCAGACCGUGGACAUCUGGUCUGUGGGCUGUAUCAUGGGAGAGAUGAUCAAUGGGAAGACCCUUUUCAAAGGGAAAGACUACAUGGAUCAGCUGACUCAGAUCAUGAAAAUAACAGGAGUACCCGGACCUGACUUCAUUCAGAAGCUGGACAGUCAAGAGGCGAAAAGCUAUGUGCGGUCCCUCCCUCACUUUCCCCGAAAAAACUUCUCGAAGUUGUUCCCCAGAGCCAGUGCACAGGCUAUUGACCUUCUUGAGAAGAUGCUGGUUCUGGAUGGUGAAACUCGGCCCACUGCUGAGAGUGCUCUGGCACACCCGUAUUUUGAUGGCUUGAGAGACCCAGAGGACAGUCCUGAGUCACAGCCAUAUGAUGACAGUCAUGACAAUGCCACGCUGCCUCUGGAGGACUGGAGGCGGUUAUCAUUCAAAGAGGUGAAGAGCUUUGUGCCAUUUCCACGACGGGACUCCAAGAGGCGAAACACACUGACAAUAUCUCCAUGAUUGCAUGCUUGUGAUAUCAGAAAACACUGCUACCACAAAUCAGCAAACAGCAGUAUGCCUUAUACACCAUGUUGCCCCUAAAACAAUCCCGGUAUAGACCUCUUUAAAGAAAAAAAAAAAGCCUGUGGUGGAAUUUAGAAUUGUGCAGUGUUGUGCUGUCUGUCUCUUUUGGCCUAAUUUCUGAUCAGUCAGUGUUUCAGCAAUCCAACGUUUUUUUAUUCAACCCCACCCAUCAGUGAGUGAAUUCUUUGUCUCUAUAGCUAUGUUUCCGAUCUGGCGACAGAUUUUCAUGCGAAUAUUCUAAAAUCUGCAUAAAAACAAUAUGUGCAUUUUCCCGCCAGAGAUGUGUUUCCAUCAAAUUGACUAAAGGCUGUGAUGACAUAUUGCACAUAAAAAUUACUUUUGCGGUUAAAUGACCAUGUACUGAAUAAAAAUACAAGUUAAAUGGGUUUCCAUCGUGUUUUCAACUCUUCUGAUGGUUUUGUCACAAGGAUGUUGCGUUAUUUAGCAAAUGUGCCCUACUCUGGUCUUGGCAUGUGCGCUCUAGCCAACAGCUCGCAGAUACAGUGUGGGUAUAAUCUACAUGAUGAGAUUAUUAUGGACAGGAGCAAGAUUAGUUUUAUUUGUCAAGCGGCAGCCAAGCAUCGAUCAUCAUGUCACCAGAAUAAGACCCUCUAUAUUUAUUGGAAAGGAGCAUCAAGCUCA
Messenger RNA from Coregonus clupeaformis (lake whitefish), 2183 nucleotides. RefSeq names its product mitogen-activated protein kinase 13-like. The record is from RefSeq and is a predicted model, not a curated record. Gene Ontology annotation, cellular component: nucleus; cytoplasm. Lineage: Eukaryota; Metazoa; Chordata; Actinopteri; Salmoniformes; Salmonidae. The transcript has 12 exons. Gene Ontology annotation, molecular function: ATP binding; MAP kinase activity. Gene Ontology annotation, biological process: intracellular signal transduction; protein phosphorylation. Bases 387 to 1478 code for a protein of 363 amino acids.